Molecule: messenger RNA, 1032 nt
Organism: Arctia plantaginis
Lineage: Eukaryota; Metazoa; Arthropoda; Insecta; Lepidoptera; Erebidae
Source: the annotation of a GenBank genome assembly
AUGGAGAUAUUGUUAAGAUUUGUACCAACAAGUCCAGUUAGAUUAUCUAUUUCUAGAAUUUUAUUAACUCAAGUAGCUCGUUAUGCUAGACUGGCGGAGGUUGGUAAACUCGAAUCACCAAAGACUAGUGGCAAAUAUGAUACAGGCCAGUUAAUAUUGCAUAGGGUAUUCGGUUAUCGAGGAGUGAUUUUGUUCCCAUGGCUGGCUCGAGUAUAUGACAGGGAUGCAACUAAUAAAAAGGAGAACAAAGAUGCUUCACAAUCAACAGAAUCUGGAGAUUCUCUGUCAACCGUUGGCAAGGAAGUUAAAGGCAGAACCCACACAUUCUAUCAAGUUCUUAUAGAUACCAGAGAUGCUCCCUACAUACGCGCUCAAACUGAAGCUGUAACUUUUCUUGGCAACCAGGAAUCUAGUCGAAGCCUGUAUGCAAUACCUGGACUAGAUUAUGUGGCACAUGAUGAUAUUAUACCAUACACAUCUGUAGAGAGGGUUCCUUUGCAACAUGAACUUUUUGAUAAAUUUCUUAUGCAUAAUCCUGACAAAGAUCCUCCAUUCAUAUCCCAAGAGACUCUGCGAGCAUGGCAGAAGAAGAAUCAUCCAUGGUUAGAACUGAGCGAUGUACACCGCGAGACGACAGAGGGCGUACGUGUCACCGUAAUACCAUUCUAUAUGGGUAGUCGCGAGUCGCAGAACUCUGCUGUUUAUUGGUGGCGCUACUGUAUUCGACUGGAGAACCUGAGCUCGCAGGCGGUUCAGCUGCGUGAGCGGCACUGGCGCAUAUUUUCGCUGAGCGGCACGCUGGAGACCGUGCGCGGCCGCGGCGUCGUGGGGCAGGAGCCCGUGCUGGCGCGCCACUCGCCCGCCUUCCAGUACAGCAGCCACGUCAGCCUGCAGGCGCCCAGCGGACACAUGUGGGGUACAUUUCGAAUGGAGCGGGAGGACGGUUACACCUUCGACUGCCGCAUCCCGCCGUUUUCCUUGGAGAGCAAACCCGACGAAGGCGUGCCCGUGGCGCCCCCACCAACCGCGUGA